GAUAAAGUAUGAUUGUUCAUCAAUUGUAAUAUUAUUUAUUUCAACAUCUCUCCAGUUCUUUACAAGUGUUCAUGGUAGGCAACAAUAUUUAAGAAAAAUAUUAUAUGAAUGAGAAUUACUGUGGUUUAAUGCAGUGGCUGAGAGUAUGAGGCAGUAAGUUGCUAAUUCAAAUUUUGCUUUCGGCAUGAAUGCACUAGACCUUGGACAAGCUACUAUCUCUAAGUUCCUUGGCAACCAACCAGACUAAUCUUGCAGUGGCAGAAGAGUGCUUUGCUCAAGAGAAAGGGGUGAUUUUUUACCAAUCUCCUCUUCCCUUUGCAGCCACCUGUGCCUAAAGGAACUAUGUUUCUAUGGUUAUGGGGACAUAUUUUUAGGAGGCAGAGGUGUCUAUAGAGGGCAGUGGGGAUCAACUAAAAUUGGCCCUCCCUGCUUGAACAGCAGAAAUGCUCUUCUGCUACUGCAAUGUUAGUCUGAGUGUUGACCUUUAUUUGUAAAAGGAGUUUCAUAAAUGCUGAUCUUUCUUAGAGGGUUGUUAUCGGUGUAUUCCAACCAAAGUUGGAGUACUCUGUCCCACUGAUUUCUAUGUGAGCUCAAAUGCUCAAACCUUUGCCACUAAAAACAACAGCAAAAACGUAAGCAUUUUAAACUUUGGCUGGGUCAUGUCUAUAUGUAUAUAUGAAGUAUUUUAAAUGCUAAAUGCUAAGGUGGUACACACAGCCUCUUACCUGGGAGGGCGGGCAGGGAGGCAUGCUCAGCGAUUGACUGCAGAAGAAAUCCUUGCCAAUCGUGCACCCACACGUGUGCUGGGGUGGUGAUCAGCACUCUGCUGGUUGGAGUGGGGAAGUGUGUUCUGGGUUCUCCAUGGACCUAGAAUUCAGUGCAUGCUCAGCGGAUUAUUAUUAUUAUUAUUAUUAUUAUUAUUAUUAUUAUUUCUUGUUUACACAGUCAGACAGGUGUUAUUGACUGGUUUGUUUUAUCCAGACAUUGAGUCCUUCCCAAGGACCUGGGAUGGCUGAAUUUUAUCAUCAAUACUGUUGGUUGUUGUUGUUGUUAUUAUUAUUAUUAUUAUUAUUAUUAUUAUUUAAUUCAAUUUCUAUACUGCCCUUCCAAAAAUGGCUCAGGGCGGUUUACACAGAGAAAUAAUAAAUAAAUAAGAUGGCUCCCUGUCCCCAAAGGGCUCACAUUCUAAAAAAAACAAAACAAGAUAGACACCAGCAACAGUCACGGGAGGUACUGUGCUGGGGGUGGAUAGGGCCAGUUACUCUCCCCCUGCUAAAUAAAGAGAAUCACCACAUUAAAAGGUGCCUCUUUGCCAAGUUAGCAGGGAAUUGCAACCACACCACUCCACUCCACGUGGCUGCUCUCCCCCCACCCCCACUCGAGGCUUAAAAUAGUGGCGGGCCUGUUGGGAGCCCAGGUACCUGCGGGGUGAUUAUUCAUUCAUUGCCCACCAAGGUAGAACGCACCAUAGGUUCGCUUUACCGAGGCAAAAUCCUGGGUAGAACAACUGAGCUACCCAGGUCUGGAACAGCCAGGAGCAGAGGGCUCCUAGUGCUCAGACAACACAAGCUGCCUGGGGUAACCCAGGCAGCUUGUGUCGUGUGAAUAGCCUUGCCGUGUGUUACCUGUCAUACAAUAAUGAAGUCCACAUGACUGUAGAAUCUGUUGCUAAAAGCUAGCCCAAAAUCUUAUAGCAUUUGAUGAAUCUCUGGGGGAGGGAAUUCUGCAGUUGUAAGGCAACUCUAGACACAUUUCUACAUCAUGAUGCAAGAGUGGUAUGCUCAAGAAGACACUCUUGCUUCGUCAUUAAAUGUGCGAUGAAACAGUGAAGGAAAGGCUGUGUGAAAGAUGUGUAGGGCUAAAGCAGUUAAGAUCACUAAGAUGCACAGGGGUCAAGAAAUGUUGGUUCAGUUCACCAGCCAGACAAAAAGGUUGUUGGAUGUUCCCUUGAGCUAUGUUGGUACAUCAAGAUUUUUUUUUCACUCAUCAGGCAUGAGUAGAUUUCCUGAGCCCUCCAUAUACACAUUGAAAGGGGAGGGAGAAGAUUUAGUCUUCUUGGACUCUGCAGGGAAGCUCUUGGAUGUGGGGGAAAUGAGUCGCACCUCACCACCUUCUGCAACUUUCCUGUCUGAAAUGAGUGAACCAUGUAAGUGGAUGUGCAAUUGGCUCCAUUUUAAGUCUGUAAGUUUCAACUUCAGUGGUGAGAAUGCUUCCCUUUUAAAUAACUAAUUUAUAAAGAGAUCUUGGCAAUAAAAACCAAACCAAACCACAUGGUCCCUCAGCUAUUUAAAUAGGUCAGUGAUGAUGUCAUAAUUGUCCUUACCACAGUUUCCAGUGGAUUAAUGUCAGCUUUCCUGGUUGAGCUUCUCAUAAGACAUCCAGGUUGAGGCAGCUUGCAGAGGAAGUGUGAAAGAGGAGUCUAUAGCAAUGGCAUAGUUUCUUUGUACUAAAAGAUCACAGUGGGGAAAAGAUCAAAUAGCAACAAGAUGACAGAAGAGGAUUGUUGGGAUUCAGACUCUUCAUCUGAAGAAUCUGAUGUCUUUUCUCAGAAUAAGAAAACAGAAGAAUAUGUUUCCCGUAUAAAAGAAAACAUUUCUUCUGGGGAUAGUAUGACAUUUCGGGGCAAUAGAUACACACCAGUGCGCGGUCCCAUGUCAGUCAGUCCUGAUAUGUUUAAUCAAUGUGUCAAGUUUCCCCCCAAAGCCAGACCCCGCACUGACAGAACAAGCUGUUUCGUCCAUAAACGGACAGAUCCAUCACAUAAAAGGGCUGUCAGGAAUGCGAGUCUGAAUGAUGUUCUAACCCUGCUGCCGAUGCCUCUGCCUCGGCGAAAGACACGUCAGCAACUUCAAAAAGAAAAAGAAGCAGCCAUCACAAUCCAGUCUGCCUGGAGAGGUUAUCAGAUCAGAAGGGAUAUGGAGAAGUUAAAUGAGGCUGCCACCAACAUUCAGGCAGCUUUCCGAGGAUACAUGACACGGAAGGCACUGCCUCUUGGACUAUGCAGUUAUGGCAGGACCACUGGCUCAAAGUUCAAGGAGGCAAUGAGAACCGAAAACAAGAGUAGACCUUUCCCUGUUCUCUUAGGCAGCCUUCAGCAGUUGGAUUUAGCAUCUGGAGCACACACUGGAAGCCACAGCAUCUUCCCCACAAACGGCAAACCUAGAAGCUAUCCAAAUCACAUUAAAAAAGAUGAUAAACCUUUGCAUCCGAAAGUAACCUGCAUUGAAGUUGAUUCAUCAGCCUUCAGACCCAGCAGAAAAAUGUUGACAUGCAGUGCCUUUGACACUGGAGUGCAGAAGCAGAAAUAUCGGGAUGCUGCCACUACCAUCCAAGCAGCAUGGAGGGGGUAUCAAGAGAGGCAGAAAAUAAGGCUUAUCGUGCAAGCAAAAAAAAGCUUUGGGAAGUCUUUUUGUUCCAAUUUUACAAUCCGGAAAAUCUACAGAAAACGUGCAAUGUCAGGACAUACUCUUGAGGAGCAUGAAGUCCGGGGGAUCUUUACAAAGUCAGAGCCCCAUGGGAUAGCACGUAUUCGAAAUAUUAAUAUAUGUGCAGUAGUAAAAGGCAAGCCAGCUUCCCAGAGGUCCAAUGUAUCCAUACAGGUAUCCAGCCCAAAUGCUGAGGUGCAGGGAUAUCAGAGAGACAUGAGCAUGGGCACCAAGGGAUUCUAUACUGCCAAAAACAAUAGAGCUCAGAGGCCAUCUCAGAUCCUCAUACAUGUGCAUUUGCAAAAAGAAAAUGAGCCAAUAAAUUGUCCUCCUUAAUAACAUAAUUUAAUAAUGUAUAAUCAUGUAAAAAAAAAAAAACAACAACACCCAAACCAACCAACCCCAAACAGCAACAAAUCCAAGAGCAGGGCCAGCCCAAAGAUUGCUGGCGGGUGGGCAGUCUCUGUUGCCCUCCUGCCCACCUGCAGAUUGGCUGUCCUCGCCAUUCUGCUGUCUUUGCCCGCUGCUCCUCCUGGCUGCUUCUGGGCAACGUGGUCAAAAUAUGCCGUGGCAGUUCAGCUGCCCAGAAGCAGCCAGUAGUGGGAGGUGGCGGGGAGCAAGAGGGAUGCUCGGGUUGCCUGCCCACUCGGAUGAGGGGAGGGGUGCAUGCCUGCCCAUGGGGGCGAGGGGCACCUGCGCAGGCAAAGGGGAUGGGGGUACAACAGCACACCCCACAGGUUUCUGCCCCUGGCAGAUGCCUGGGUCCACUUAGUGGGUGGGUUGGCUUCCUGGGUGGCGUGACCCCAGCCAUUGGCACCCCUCCCCACUUGGCGCCCUAGGCAACCACCUAGUUUGCCUAGUGGACAGGCUGACCCUUCCAGGAGGCUCCCCAUUCAACAGUGUAUCUGUUCAGUAAAGGCCUCUGUAAGAAGUUGUACAUAGAUUCAGCUGUGAUAGUAGAUGUAUGUUGGUCAUUCACGAUCAGUCUGCACAUAGAAUGCAGUGCUUAGAGGGCUUUGGGGAAUAGUGGAAUCUGAAGAAAAACAAGGGAUGCUCCUCACAGGAAAGAUCGGAACUUUGAUAUCAACAUUAAGAAACACGGAUAUACAAGUCCCCCCGCCCACCCACCAAAUUGGAAUUCCUCAGCUACAAACCAGUGGUGAAAAUGGGCAGGAACACAGGUACAAGGCACUGACAAACAUCAAGCAAUUCCAGCAAACUGUUUCAUUCAUAUUAAGCACUAAGGGUCUUUCCACACAUGACAUGGCAAUGAACCUGGGUUUUAGGUUCACUGUGUACAUGUAUAUUUGACAGAGAACUUCAUCUGUUUCUGACGAAUGCACUUGUAGGCUAUGCAUGAUUCUAAAUGUGCUUGAGUCGUUCAAAAAUUACUCUUUUAAAAAAUAAUACAUAUUGCCAUGGAUUGCCUCUAUUUGGGUUUUUUUUUUUUUUACACCUUGAGCAUUUAGAGCAGCCUUAAGCUAUUCAAUGAACUUGCAGUGUGUGAAAACCCCAUCAGACUACACCCUGCUAGGUAGGUCUGAGUUCACAUAGGGUAUGAUAUCGACAAUUUCAUAUAUAUAUAUAUAUAUAAACAUAGACCAUGGA
Hemicordylus capensis (graceful crag lizard) is the source of this 5033-nucleotide messenger RNA. Its product is annotated as IQ domain-containing protein N-like. Gene Ontology annotation, biological process: establishment of meiotic spindle localization; spindle organization; mitotic cell cycle. Gene Ontology annotation, molecular function: protein binding. Gene Ontology annotation, cellular component: spindle pole. The transcript has 2 exons. NCBI's taxonomy places the organism in Eukaryota, Metazoa, Chordata, Lepidosauria, Squamata, Cordylidae. Bases 2487 to 3761 code for a protein of 424 amino acids. The record is from RefSeq and is a predicted model, not a curated record.